Polypterus senegalus (gray bichir) is the source of this 3070-nucleotide messenger RNA. It is a transcript of the gene wnt6b, whose product is annotated as wingless-type MMTV integration site family, member 6b. Lineage: Eukaryota; Metazoa; Chordata; Cladistia; Polypteriformes; Polypteridae. Gene Ontology annotation, biological process: neuron differentiation; cell fate commitment; multicellular organism development. The record is from RefSeq and is a predicted model, not a curated record. The transcript has 4 exons. Gene Ontology annotation, cellular component: extracellular region. Gene Ontology annotation, molecular function: frizzled binding; cytokine activity. The coding region runs from base 901 to 1962 and encodes 353 amino acids.
CUGAUUUCUUUACAGUAAACAAAACGCAUGUGAAAUGUUUCUUUCUCUUCUCCAAUAGCUUAACCACACACACACACACACGCACACACAAGCUCGCAUGUCUUUGUUUCACCUACAAAUUAUUCUCCCUUUUGCGUUUGAGUGACAGUGAUUUUUUGGCUGUAAGCGAAGUCAGGUCGGGCGGGAGAUGAACGGAGCUCAGUGUGCUAGAGAGCGAGAGCGGCGGCGAAAGAGCGAGCGUGUGAGGGAGACAAAAUUAAGUUUUAGUGCUCUUUAUAAGUCUGGAAGAAAGCGACUUAUUUAUUUUCGACAUAGAGAACUCCCCAAUCGUCCUUUAGAGAUACUGCAUUCGUGACAUGUACUCGACGUCUACCUGCAGCCGCUGCACACGGCAUGGCACUUUGUUAGGAUGCUGGCUCGUGUCACAGACAAAUGGAAACAUCUCCCAUUGUUAACUAUUUAUUACUUAGCUCUGUCCUUUAGGUGGCGGGACUCAGUUGAAGUCGCUACGCGGAGAUCGUCUCUUUUCUAUCCGCCGCCCUCUGGCACAGGGAUAUCUGCUGCGUGAUUGAGAACUGCUCUUUUUUGGAAUGAGGGACUUCUGACUCAGGACUUGACUGUUCAUUCUUUAAGGAGCGCGUCGCAGACGCGGUUGUCAUUUGGCUGUCAGGAAGAUGUUCUGUUUCUCCGUUAAUCUCUUCUUCUUCUGGGACAGGCUGACUCACCGAACUCUUCAAUUCUCACCGAGGUACUUCUGAGUCGCACUUCAAAGAGGCCUUUUGACAGCUUCUGUCGUUUCUCCCACUGCACAAGACACCGUCUCUGGACAGUGCCAGAGCUCCGAAAUAUCCGAAUCGAUCUAAAAUUACUUUGGUCAGGAAUAGUGUCUUUGUAGUCGUGAUGCUGCUUCUCUCCAGAACUCAACCUGCACUGUUUUUUAUUCUCCUGUGUCCAGUAAACAUUAUUGGACUGUGGUGGGCAGUAGGAAGCCCUCUGGUCAUGGAUCCCAACAGUAUCUGCAGAAAGACAAAACGCUUGGCUGGAAAACAGGCUGAACUCUGCCAGACUGAGCCUGAAAUCAUCAAAGAAGUAGCAAAAGGAGCAAAGCUGGGUGUGCGGGAAUGCCAGUUCCAGUUUAGGUUUCGACGAUGGAACUGCACAAGUCACAACAAAUAUUUUGGUAAAAUAGUACAGCAAGAUAUCCGGGAGACUGCAUUUGUAUAUGCGAUUACUUCAGCUGGAGUCACACACUCUGUGACACAAGCAUGCAGCAUGGGGGAGCUUAUACAGUGUGGAUGUGAAGCUACAAGGAGCCGAGCACCCCCAUUCCCCACCUCUGGGCCAGGAGCAGAUGGUUCCAAGUGGGAAUGGGGUGGUUGCGGAGAUGACGUGGAGUUUGGUUAUGAGAAGUCCAAGCAGUUUAUGGAUGCCAAAAGGAAAAAAGGAAAGAGUGACAUCAGGACUCUAAUUGACCUUCAUAAUAAUGAAGCUGGCCGACUGGCUGUGAAGAAUUAUAUGAGAACUGAAUGUAAAUGUCACGGAUUGUCUGGCUCAUGCACACUCAGAACCUGCUGGAAAAAAAUGCCUCAUUUUCGCGAAGUGGGUGAUCGCCUCCUGGAAAGGUUUAAUGGAGCCUUUAAGGUGAUGGGAGGCAAUGAUGGUAAAACCCUCAUCCCUGUGGGGCACAACAUUAAACCGCCAGACAAGCAGGAUCUCAUCUACUCUGCGGAGUCACCUGACUUUUGUUUGCCAAACAGAAAGACUGGCUCCCUGGGUACCAAAGGGCGUGUGUGUAAUAGCACAGCAAUGGAUGUCAGUGGAUGUGACUUGCUAUGUUGCGGACGAGGCUACAGAGAAGAGACGGCGGUGUUUGAAGAGAACUGCUUGUGCCGGUUUCACUGGUGCUGCGUGGUGCAGUGCAAGAAAUGCUCUGUCAGGAAGGAGUUAAGUCUGUGUCUAUAAUGUUGGAUCUCAUUUGGAAGGAUAAAAAAGAAAAAUGACCACCGGCUUUGCAGCUCCUAGAAAGUGAUUGUGAAAAAUACUGGAUCCAGACAAAGCUGCAGUCGCUGAUUUUAAUCUGUCUGGGAUGUGGAAACAAAACUGAACUGGAAAACCAGAUUGAUAAAAAAGGAAGACAGAGAUUAUUUUUUAGUUUGUCAUGAAAAAGGGUCCAUCUUUUUUCUUUUCUUUUUUUUUAUAUUUUUAAUUUAUAAUAAUUUGACCAUGUAGGACAUUCAAAUGAAACUACUACCAUUCCCUUGUUCUAAAGCACUUUGGAUGCAAAAGCCUGUUUGGUGGAAUUCUCUUCUCUUACUGAGCGCUUGGUUAUGAACGAGGACAUUACCAGUUCUUUAGACAUUUGAAGAGUUUAAUGCCAAGUUCGUAUGUUAUGUGAAUGGGGCGUCUGCAAUCCCACACUAUGACUAAACUGCCACACUUUCAUUCAAGCACAUACUCUAUUCUCUCUAGCAUCUUUUCUGCAUGGCUUAUCACAUUUAGUUCAAAUGUUACGUUCCUGGUCAAUUUCCUUAUUGGGUUUAUAACAUAUAUUAAUAAAUAAAGCCUCUAUUCUCCUUAGGCCUUAUGGUAAGCAUCAUGAGUGACCUGGAAAGAAACACUUAAAAACAUUCUGAUGCCAAAUGGAUACACUGCACAAACCUAAAUAAAUGAUGGCUGAAAAUGUUCACAACCUUAAUGGCUAAUGAAAUUUGUUUGCUUUAGGAAAUGAUAUUUUAAGCUGCUGGAAUCCAUCAGUGGGCAGCCCAGCCUAUCAGCAUGGGGAUCCCACAGUAAAUACAACCUUCUUUACUUUGCAGUGAAAUGGGGAAUUUAUAUCUAAAACACUUUAUUUGGAAUAAAUAAUACAUAUGGCAAAAAAUGUCCAAGUGUAAAUGGGAAUAUGCAUAUGGUUUGUAUAACUGAUUUGUAAAAAAAAAAAAAUGAAAGCAUAAAAGAUGUACAUGGUUAGUUUUGUUGCACACUGUUCUUAAACAUUUUUUAAGUGGUUACUCAAGAACUGUGUAUUUUUAUGAAGUGAAAAUGUGGUAAAAUUAAACAAUUUGUAAAUCGG